GUCCCCCCUCUCCCCCCCCCCCAGUGCGCGCGCUCGAAUUCCGUUCGUGCGCGUGGUCGGUUUCCCGCCAUCAGCCACGCGGGGGGGAAAUAAAUAAAUACAUACAGUGCCGGAUAUAAAGUUAAAAAUUUAGUGACGAAAUUACGAAAGUUGGUGUAACCUUCGCGAUUUAUGCUUGGUUCGGUUUUCGACUGCGCCGACGCUCUCGGGACCCGAUUCGAGUGAUGUCGGAUUGGGAAUGCGACGAACCUGGAGGGGCAGCAGCUGCUGACAAGAAGGGCCCUCCGUAUACGUAUGUCCAUGGGCACGAGAGGUAUGUGUCAGAGUGCCCGCAUUCAAUCGACAAAAGUGACGUCGAAGAUGAUGGCGAUGAUGACGGUGGCUGCUUCAGCUUCUCCAUUGAUGUCAGCGAUGUUGGGCGGGUCAUCGGAAGAGGUGGCAGCAAAAUCCAGGAGCUGGAGAAGCUGAGCGGAGCGCGGAUUAAGCUGCUGAGAAAUGGGGAUGAGGGCACCGUGCAGCUGGUGGGCAGCGCAGGCGCGCGGCGCAUUGCCCGCAACCUGAUCCGCAAUAUCACGGGGAGUGGGGCAGAGAAGAGUCACCAAGGCAGCCAGGGGAGGUGGGGACCGGUUAGGGGGGGUAUGGAGGGCAGGGGCGACCUAGCAUUAAGUUGGGGCGGUGGGACUAGAGAUGAUGGUAGAACGGUAUCGAGUGGUGGUGCUAGGGAAGGUACUGGUGGGACUGAAGAUUGUGAUAAUAGUGGUGGUGUGAGUGGAGGUGCUUGUAGUGGUGGGUUUGGAGGUGGUAAAAAUGAGGUUGGAGGUGGCAGUGGUGGGUUUGGUGGUGGUCGUGGGUGUGGUGGUGGUGGUGGUGGUGGAGGGUUUGUUGAUAGUCAUGGUGAGUCUGGAGGAGGUGGUCGUGGUAGGUUUGGUGGUGGAGGUGGUAGCUUUGGUGGAGGUGGUGGCAUUAGUGGCCGAGGUGGUAGCUUUGGUCGAGGUGGUGGAGGUGGUAGCUUUGGUGGUGGUGGUGGAGGUGGUAGCUUUCGUGGUGGAGGUGGUAGCUUUCGUGGUGGAGGUGGUAGCUUUGGUGGUACUGGUGGUGGCGGGACGAGGUCGAGUGGUGCAGCCGCUGCCUCUGAAGACACCGAAAAUCCCCCGAGGAAGUGCAUUGACUGGACGAGCAUCAACGAACGCCAGGCCGACUUUGUGGCACUCAAGUGGAAUGACUGUCCUCCCAUCAAGAAGAAUUUCUACUUUGAGUCGCCGAGCGUGACCAGAAUGAGCCCUGAGGAGGUGGUCGAGUGGAGGAAGAGCAACAAUAACAUUUCGGUGGUGGACAUGUGCGAGGAGGGGGGUCGCAGCAUACCCAACCCUGUGCGCACGUUUGCGGACGCCUUUGAGCACUUCCCCGACAUCUUGGACAACAUCUGUCGCGCAGGAUUUACCACGCCUUCACCCAUACAGAGCCAGGCGUGGCCCGUGGUUCUGCUGGGCUGGGACCUCGUGGGCAUUGCUCAGACAGGCACAGGGAAAACACUCGCCUUCCUCUUUCCAGGGUUCAUUCACCUUACCCUGCAGCCAAUACCCCGGGAGCAGCGGGAGGGCCCGGGAAUGCUGAUCUUGACGCCGACACGCGAGCUCGCCCUGCAGAUCAAAUCGGAGUGCAGCAAAUACUCGUACCAGGGAAUUACCAGCGUGUGCAUCUACGGCGGGGGCAACCGCAGGGAGCAGAUCGACAUCGCCACCAGGGGUGUGGACAUUGUCAUCGCGACACCUGGACGGCUCAACGACCUCAUGAUGAACGGGCACAUCAGCAUGCGCGGCAUCACUUAUCUGGUGCUGGACGAAGCUGACCGCAUGCUGGAUCUGGGCUUUGAGCCGCAGAUAAUGAAAAUCCUUCUGGACGUGCGGCCAGACAGGCAAACUACCAUGACUAGCGCGACGUGGCCGCCCGGAGUGAGGCGUCUUGCGCGCUCCUACCUCAAGGACCCGGUGCUCGUCUAUGUCGGCUCCUUGAAUCUGGCGGCCGUCCAUUCGGUGCACCAGGAGGUGGUGGUCCUGAACCCCGAAGACAAACAGGACUUCCUUUUCAAAUUCUUUGCCAGCAUGCAGCCCAGUGACAAGGUCAUCGUCUUCACGGGGCGAAAGGCCAUGGCCGAUCACCUCUCCACGAAGUGUUGCCUUAUGGGCCUCGAUGUCCAGAGUCUCCAUGGCGACCGCGAGCAGUUCGACCGAGAGCAGGCGCUAAGUGAAUUCCGCAGCGGCUGCGUGCGGAUCCUUAUAGCCACGGACGUGGCCUCGCGCGGGCUGGACGUGACCGACAUCACACAUGUUUUGAACUAUGACUGUCCACGCCACAUGGAGGAGUACGUGCAUCGCAUCGGCCGCACGGGCCGUGCCGGCAAGGAGGGCAAGUCGGUGACUUUGGUGACCCGAAAUGACUGGAGGCAUGCGGCAGACCUUAUUGGCAUCAUGCAGGAGGCCGGGCAGGAUGUGCCGCAGGAGCUAGAGGAGAUGGCCGAGCGGUUUGAGCAGAACCAGCGCGAGAAGGAGCUCCGUGGCGACCGACCCAGGUUUGGUGGGCGAGGAAGAUAUGCAGACCGCGAUGCCGUCGUCGGCGUGUUCGAGGGACUCCCGUAGGGGGUGCGCGAGGGGGUCCAUUGCACCCCUGGGACCUUGGAAGCACAUCGGUAGCAUGUCUCUACUUCAGACUUCUUUCCUGGUUUCUGUCUGCAGCUGAAUUUCGUUAAUGUUACAGCUAGCCCAGCAUUCUGGCGAUAGUACUGCACUACUGUAAUCAUACGGGGGUUCCCAAUUGAAGUUGGCUGCCAGGAAUUUUGUGGGCCUUGUAAAAUCUGGAAGUCCCCUGGCAUGUUAUAGACCGGUGUGUUUUGUUGUAGGUACAUUCCCCCCUCUCCCCCUUUGAGUGUGCUGGAAGUCUUGUGAAAAUUGUUCUGGAUUGUCUCCGUUUGCAAUGGAUUUUCAAGGAUUGUGUGAAGGCUGGCGUUCUAAUUAAAGUGUUGGGAGGGAAGUUUUAUUUUCCUUUGACAUGGGAAAAAAAGGUCGGACCGGUGUGAAAUAAGUGCUGUUGCUCAUUUUUACAUCAACAUGAUCCUGAGUCCUUUUGCGGAUUUUGUUCAUGUACACGUUGGUGUUAUUUAAAUGUUUUUAUUUGUCAAAACGGCUGUGGCAACAAACACUUGUAGACCACAGCGUUUGGCCAACUUGAAACUUUCAGCGUGUAGUGAUGUAAAAUUUGAUAUGGCCAAGUGUUUUUAAAUAUUACAGCUCCUGAUGGACAUGGGCAAAGUUGUGUGCUUCAGUUUAAGUGAUUUAUAAAUUGUAAAGUGCCUAUUUUCACUGAAAUAAACAAUGUCCUUGGAUUUGUA
Petromyzon marinus (sea lamprey) is the source of this 3385-nucleotide messenger RNA. The record is from RefSeq and is a predicted model, not a curated record. NCBI's taxonomy places the organism in Eukaryota, Metazoa, Chordata, Hyperoartia, Petromyzontiformes, Petromyzontidae.